Molecule: messenger RNA, 2886 nt
Organism: Corchorus capsularis
Lineage: Eukaryota; Viridiplantae; Streptophyta; Magnoliopsida; Malvales; Malvaceae
Source: the annotation of a GenBank genome assembly
AUGGUCAUAGACGACACGAUCAAGCAGGAUCUGGCUAAUGUCCUCAAGGAUGAGGAGAACCUUUGGGCUAUGAAAUCCAGAGUUGAUUGGCUGACUGCUGGGUCUCAUUCCUCUCUCAUCCAAACUCCUUCAUGGGAUGAAAUUAAAUCUGCUCUUUGGUCCUUAAAACAUUUCAAAGCUCCUGGGCCUGAUGGCCUUCAUGCGGGGUUUUAUCAGAAAUGCUGGCACAUUACUGGGAAAGUUUUUGCCAAGCUAUUCAGAAGGCUUUAUCCUCCUUUUAUCAUUGCCAAUAGUAUUAAACCCUUUUUGGAUGACCUGAUUAGUUCCAUGCAAGGGGCUUUCGUUGCUAGAAGGAGAGCCUCUGAUUAUGUGAUCCUGGCCCAAGAAUGUUUGCACUCUACUAGGACCAGCAUGGCCAAGGAUGGAUGGAUGAUCAUUAAGAUCGAUUUGGAGAAAGCUUUUGACAGACUUGAAUGGAGUUUUAUCAAGAAGAUGCUCGAUUUUUACAAUUUCCCUAGGGAGUUGGUUCAGCUUAUCAUGUCUGCUAUUACGGAUCCCUCCCUUACUGUAAUGGUUAAUGGCUCACCUUCAAAGGAGUUUGAGGCCUCCAGAGGGAUUAGACAGGGAGAUCCUAUCUCUCUCUAUAUUUUCAUUCUUUGUAUGGAAUAUCUUUCCUUAUGCAUUGAACAUGAAUGUAAGGAAGGUUUAUGGAAGCCGAUUCAAGUUGGAAGAAAUGGUCCUAGAAUCUCUCAUCCUUUAUUUGCUGAUGAUAUUCUACUUUUUGCAAGCGUCACCCCCCAAAACUGUAACUCUAUCCUGAAGUUUAGGAAGACUUUAAACUUGGAAAGAUACUUUGGGAGCCCCCUGUUAGACAGAGCACCAAAGAGAAUGGAUUACUCCUUUCUUCUCGAAAACUUGAGAGGGAGAUUAGCUGGUUGGAAGGCCAAAACUUUGUUCUUGGCUGGGAAGGCAACUCUAAUUCAGUCCGUAACUUCAGCCAUUGUCGACUACCCAAUGCAAACUGCAGUUCUACCGGCUUCUGUGCAUCUGGAAGUUGAUAGAUUACACAGAAAUUUUUUGUGGGGUGACACUCUUGAGAAGAAAAACAUGCAUUUGGUUGGAUGGGAUAAAGUGGCCAAAAGAAAGAAAUUUGGAGGUAUUAAUGUUAAGAAGGCAAAAUGGAGGAAUCUGACCUUUAUGGCUAAGCUUAUUUGGAGAAUAAAGAAGAAGCCUAAUGAGCAGUGGGUUAAAUGCUUGAGGGCUAAGUAUAACUCCUCUCUCCUUGACAAAAGAGCAACAAAUAACUCCAUCACUUGGAGUAGUAUCUGCAAGGGGAAAAGGAUUUUUCAGAAUGGUUGUAAGAAGAUCAUCAGAACAGGCAAUCAGACCUCCUUUUGGCAUGACAGAUGGGCCACUGAUUUUUCACUGAGAUCUCUCAUCCAAGGCCCUCUUAAUAGGGAUGAGGAGGAGUUGCUUGUUUCCCAUUACCUGUUGGAUAAUGGUGGUUGGAACUUGGGUAUUCUCUCCUUUGUAUUUCCCUCCGAGAUUGAGGAUCUUAUUACCUCCACUGUCUCUUCUCCUUACUCUUUUGGGGAGGAUAAGAUGAGUUGGUCCAAUUCUUCCUCUGGUGAUUUUUCCCUUCAAACAGCCUAUUCUUUGGCUAUUAAGGAUCCUAGAGACUCCAAUCCUUUUUGGUCUAAGCUAUGGAAGGCAAAUUGUUACCCCCGUGUUAAAUACUUUCUGUGGACUCUUGCUCAUUAUAGUCUCUGCACCAAAGCUAUGCUUAAUCACACAGAGGGAUCAGCAGCGAGAUUUGCUGUGAUAUUUGUCCUGAAUAUUUUCUCUUUUCUUUCACCUCUUUUUGUUACUACCACUCUUUUGCUUCUUGCUUUUUUAACUCUGACUCCUACGCCUAGGCCUAGCUUUGUCAACCAACAAGGCUCUGUUUGCCACCUCGAAUUGCCAGAAUCCAGUUCCAAGGUGAGUUUCCUACUUACUACCUACCAAACACUCGUUGAAACGUUGAGGUCUAAAGUUGAGGAUCAAAGUGAUGGGUUUGGGUGCUUGGAAGAGCUUGAAGCUUAUAAGAUGGUGUUCGAAACCGAAACGUCACCCACUGAUGAGGUUUUGGAAAUUGAGUCCAAUGAAGAUUCCCUUGAAGCUGUUGAAGCUCCCCUUGAAAACAAUUUAGACGAAGAAAAACCAGCGGAAAUUGCGCGCCCUGAAGCUAAUAAUCAGGUAAGGGCAGUCGUGAAACUGUUUGGAGACUUCUUGCAGGAAAAAGAAGGGGUUGAAAAUUUGUCGUCCAAAAGGAGAGAAAAAGAAGUCAAGUCACUAAUUAGCUUAGAGUCCAAUAAAGGUGAUGAGGAACAAGAAGAAGCAGAAGAAUUCAUGAGCGGAUCCAAGGCAGCAGCAAUGCUUGGGAAUAUUGUUACCGACAAGGACCAAACAAUGGAAUGGAAUAGUCCUCUUGGGAAUUUCGGGUCAGUGACGAAAGAAAAAGAGUGGAGAAGAACAUUGGCAUGCAAGCUUUUUGAGGAGAGACACAAUGUGGAUCAUCAUGGUGGUGGUGAUGGAAUGGACUUGCUUUGGGAGACUUAUGAAACUGAUCAUUCUAAUUCUAAUAAGGUGCAACUCAAAAAUAGCUCCUCCAAGAAAGGAAAGAAAGGCGGUAUGAGCAACGAGUACUAUGAUGUUGAUGAGGAGGAUGAGUAUGAGGAAGAAUCAGAUGGUCAGCUUUGCUGCUUACAGGCUCUCAAGUUCUCUGCAGGCAAGAUGAAUUUGGGAAUGGGAAGGCCUAAUCUUCUCAAGAUCUCUAAGGCCCUCAAAGGGAUUGGAUGGUUGCACCAUGUUGGCACCAGGCAUGCCAAGAAAGGGUACCAUUGA